Molecule: messenger RNA, 864 nt
Organism: Miscanthus lutarioriparius
Lineage: Eukaryota; Viridiplantae; Streptophyta; Magnoliopsida; Poales; Poaceae
Source: the annotation of a GenBank genome assembly
AUGUCGGCCAUGGCGGCGGGCCGCCGCCUCCUCCAUCUUCUGCCGGGGCUGGAGCUAUGCCUGCGGUCCCGUGCGCUUACCCUCCUCUCCCCGUCGCGGGCAGAUGGGAUGGCUCGUUGCUGGCGCGAGCCUCCGCGCCGGAAGCUUGUGACCUGCCGGCAAGGUGCUUUCGAAGAGGGGAAUGCAGCGAGGGAUAAGGCUGUGCCGAUUCCAGAUGAACUGCUCGGCCAUUGCAAGGAUGCCAAUGGCAGGGCCCUAGACCUAGAGCCCAUUGGAAAGAACUCUGCCAAAGAGUCUGUGCAUUUUUCUUUCGAAGAGGAGGAGAGUGACGACGUGGUGUGCGAAAUUAGCGAAAGCUUGGUGCGAGAUGUGGAGAAGGCUGCAAUUGAAUUGCUUGCUGCCAGAGCUUUCACUGUUUCUGAGCUUAGGAAGAAACUACGAAGUAAGAAGUAUCCUUUUGAUACAAUUGAUGCUGUGAUCGCUAAUUUCAAGUCAAGGGGUUUGUUGAAUGAUGGUUUUUAUGCUGAAUCAUUUUCGCGAUCCCGGUGGCUAUCAUCAACAUGGGGUCCAAGGCGAAUAAAACAGGCACUUCGCCAAAAGGGUGUGCCAGAGGCAGAAGUAGAUCAGGCAACAAGAAGAGUGUUCCAGGAUGGUCACGGCCUUGGAAAAGAGGCAACGUUUGGCAUAUCCGAAGCUUCCAUGGAUCAUCUGUUUGCUCAGGCAUCCAAACAGUGGCAGCGCGGGCAAAGCUUGACCCUGGAGAAUCGCCGUGCGCGCAUUGUGAGGUGGCUUCAGUACCGGGGCUUCAACUGGGCUGUGACCAAUUCCAUUAUCAGGAGGCUGGAGGCUCAACGCCCACCCUGA